CCAUAGUACUCUGUGCAAGAAGCCCGGAGUCUGUGUCAUAUAUUAAUGUAUUUUGACUGUAUUAUCUAUGGUGUCAAAGUUGUGGAUGUGAUUGUGAUUAUUUACGGCAAUUUAUGCUCGAAAUAUAUUACGAAGAAAUCUAAUGGAAGAUGUUUAAAUAUUACCUACCGUACUAUCAAAAUAACAAAAUGCCUGCCGUAACGUCCACAACAGCUGAAGAUCAAAAUGAUGCUGAUCAAAAAAUGUGGAGUGCUCUUAAGAAGUAUAUUAUACGCGAAAGACAAAGAAAAAAAGAAGAAUAUGAAGCGGAGGUCGAAGAGGAAAGAGCGAGGAAAGAACGAGAAGCUAGAGAAAGACAAGAUGUGAUGACGCUAGAAGAAACAAAAGAGCAAAUUGAGCAAUUAGAACAGAAGCUAAAACAGUUAGAGAAGGAAAAGCAGCAAUUGUUCAUGCAACUUAAAAGAGUACUUAAUGAAGAUGAAAUCAGAAAGAGACAGCAACAAAAAGAAACAAAUGAAAUGCAACCAAUGAAGAUGCCAAUGGGUAACAUCCAGAUUCCCAUGUUUUCCGUUCCAACGUCAAUGGGUCAAGGAGAGCCACCUCCCUCACAAGGCAGAGCUCAACCAUUAUCAACACACAUAAUGAACAAAAGUAAGCACUCAAACUACAUGUUGUUUUCACAACAGCAGAGCUUAGUGAGGCCGAUACAGUCGAAUGUAAAACGACCUAGAAGUCCGUCACCAACGUAUGCUCUGUACGCACAUAGAUUACAUCAACCUCCAAUGAAACAUCAAGCUGUAUAUUCUGAUCACAAAGUAGAGGAUGGUCGUAUGGGCCGCCAAAUGGCGCGCGCAGUUCUUUGGACCAAGUCACCACAAUACGCGUCAAACGUCAGCGGAUCGGGGGUGUCGUCGGGGUACUACGCGAUGCCGACAUCUGGUGUAGUGGGGGUAGUCGCAGAACGCCCCCCACCCCUUCUAUACGCACACCAUGGACAUACGCCACACGCACACACCCCCCAUACGCCACAUACGCCCCACCAACCCCAUCAACCACAUCAACCCCACCAUACUAACCUUAUGUAUGCCCCUGCUCAACCACAACUAUAUCUCGACAUGUUGAAAAACAGAGAUGGCCAGCAACAUCCUGAACCGAAGAAAGAGGCGCAGCCACAGGUUUUAAUCGGUCUGAGUGAGGGUCACCACCCAGUGGUCAGCAGUGGGGUCGCUUAUGCCCAACCACCACCAUCCAGUCGCCACCUCGCCAUACAUCCAGCGCCUCAGCACGGAAAUAUGCAGAAUACGAAGCCAGGCAGUAUCACCCAAGGUUACCCCGUGCAACAGUCAAACCCCAAUGUACAAAAUCCCAAUAUAUACCCCAACAGACACCGCUAUUAGCUAAUGAUCUUACGGCGACACACCAGCGUACAGUCUCAUCAGUCAAAUGUUAUCACACAUACUCGAUUAUAUAAAGCUUAGUUACGCAGAGACGAAUUUUGGGUAUCUUUGGUGGAAAGACUGGCAUUUAGUUGGGUAAUCAUGUGGUCGUACAAUGAUUGGUCAGUCGUACUUCUUACUGUAACUCUACCUCUAAAGAAAGGGUAUAUAUUUGUUGAAAAUAUCCUCAAGAUUAUUCGACGCUGUUGAAAAAAAUUCUUAGGGGUUUUCUAUAUAUCGCUUAGUGUUUCAAAGCACUAUCAGAUACAGAAAAACCUUACAUUAUACCUACACCUUAAAUUAGACAUAUUCCACUUACGGCUUCAUAUAACUUAUUCAUCGAAUUAUAAAAGCACUAGCAGAGCCCUGAAGUAUAAACGAAUUCAAAUAUUUUUAAACCAUUACAAGUUGCACAACUUAGGCGACUCAUACCUACGCGCCGUGCGACGUGGCGCCGUUGCAUUUGAUUUUACACUAUUUCCUAAAUUAUUUGUCCAAAUUAAAAGCUUUAAAAGAUAAAGUUUAUCUUCACAAAAUUGUUUUUUUAAUAAAGUAUUUUUCAUUCGCAACGAUUUAUAUGCUUGGCUAUACUGCUGCAAUAAAACCCAUC
Molecule: messenger RNA, 2046 nt
Organism: Melitaea cinxia (Glanville fritillary)
Lineage: Eukaryota; Metazoa; Arthropoda; Insecta; Lepidoptera; Nymphalidae
Exons: 10
Coding region: 150-1397 (415 amino acids)
Biological process (GO): regulation of transcription by RNA polymerase II
Cellular component (GO): transcription regulator complex
Molecular function (GO): transcription coregulator activity
Source: RefSeq, a predicted model, not a curated record